This is a messenger RNA of Micropterus salmoides (largemouth bass), 2396 nucleotides long. Its product is annotated as SLAIN motif-containing protein 1-like. Bases 1 to 1371 code for a protein of 456 amino acids. Lineage: Eukaryota; Metazoa; Chordata; Actinopteri; Centrarchiformes; Centrarchidae. The record is from RefSeq and is a predicted model, not a curated record. The transcript has 9 exons. Gene Ontology annotation, cellular component: microtubule plus-end. Gene Ontology annotation, biological process: cytoplasmic microtubule organization; positive regulation of microtubule polymerization; microtubule nucleation.
AUGCGAGACGAGCUGCACAACGUUUCCAGGUGGCGUAGUUCCCUGUCCAGCCCCUCCCCCUCCUCAUCCCCCGGCCCUCCUCUGAGUCGAGUGGCCGGAGUGUCGCCUAUCAGUCCUUCCCCUUCAGCCAAACCCUGCGCCACAACCCAGUCGUCUGAAAGACAUGCCCCAUCCCUAUCCUCCCCGCUCCACCCGGUCCUCCAUCGGACGCUGAGUCCAGUAGGGAAGGAGCUCUCCCCUGUAGCUGAGAGGACUCCCACGUUCUUCCCUCACAGCCGCAGCCGCAGCCUCCAGUGCUCCGCCCUCAGUCCCCAGUCAUCCAUGGAUAGCGACCUCGGUGCUUCAGAGGUGGAGGACGACUCCAUCACUCUGGGAUACAAACUGCAAGACCUCACGGACGUCCAGGUCAUGGCCCGACUGCAGGAGGAGAGUCUAAGGCAGGACUACGCCAGCACGUCAUCCAUCCUGGCCAGCCGCCGCAGCCAGAGCUUCACCUUCCAGCUCAGCCAGCUCAGCGCCGGCCCCGACCUGGAGGAGGAAGACGAGGAGGACGACGAAGACUACGGCCUCCUGCCCCCCCCGCAGCCACGCCUCACCCGCCUGCCACACUCCCACACUUUCUCCAGCAUCCGAGACUGGCGAAGAAGCACAAGUUCCCUCUCCACCCCUCCUUCCACCCCCUCAACUCCUCCGUACCUUUCCGCUGGGUUCGCCUUUCAACAUCAGCCCCAGGGACUGGGACUGGGUGUGGGCAGCCCCUGCGCAGCCGAGCAGCAGGGCUUCAGACCAGGAUCAGCCGAAUAUGAGAAUAAGCUGCGGAGGAGCAUGCCUAACCUUGUCAGAGCUCCCAGCAUGCCUAGUGUGCCCAUUCCAACCAAUCCUAGUGCUUCCCAUUCUUUGCUUCGUAACAGCCAGAGUUUUGAUUCGUCCAGUGGGCUGGCUCGACUGCACUCCUCCAUCCCCUCCCCAGGUCAGCUGCAGAACAGGGUCCACAGCGUCGGGAAUUUCGCCUCGUUGUCGCGGCAACCAUUGAAGGCCACCGCCUACGUCAGUCCCACCAUCAAGGGCUCGCCCUCAAUGCAGACCUCCAACAGCCUCCAGUCUCUGAACAGCGGCAACAGCGGGGAUAACAACGGGGUCGGCAGUGGCAUCCCACUGCCCAGUAAACCGGCUGGCGGGGGGGGGAUGCCCACUUCCACCCCAAACACUCCCCGCAGCAGCCUGCCUCGCCCCGCCUCCUUUGUUGGCACCACAAGCUCCACCCCCCGCAGCAAGGUGGCCCAACCAGCACGAAGUUUACUGACGCCUCCAAAGAGCUUGUCCACCCUCAGUGCCCUUCGUGACAGCAACUGGAGAGACGGCUGCUACUGAUGAAUGGAUGAGCUGGCGCAGUAGCGCAGUGGCACCCCGCUGGCUGGGGUAACUCGCUACACCUCAACAUAAAAGGUUUUCCAAGGGGACAUUUGAAUGGGUUUGACCAAAAAUGAACUGUUAAGUUGACCUUAAAUCUGAGAUCCUGCAUUGAAUAGUUCACUGUCAUCCCAAAGGGACUACAGCUGAACUGAUCUCUCCUGUCAUCCAUUCAGUUCUAUGCAGAAUUUCUUCGGGGAAGGUGGGUUGUUGGUCCGUGCCAAGGGGGAGUCAUUCCCUGUUGCUCUUGUGCAAUAAACCAUUGUGACUGUAGGGUACCAUUAAUACUAACCUGCUAAAGAGGGCUGCCAGUUUUUAUGAAAAGAGCAUCACAAUACUGUAUGUAUUUAUUUAUUUAUAUAUUUAUUUUGAAUAAAAGUUUUUUUGACUAAUCAGGUGUUUUCUCUCUGGCAACAAGCGCCAAUGAUGCUGCUAAAAUUGAGUGAGUCCCUGUUAGUUUGGGCACAUUUGGUAAGAUUUUUUACAGGCAAGAUAUUUAAGUAUCUGUGUACAAAGCUAACUACUAAGUGUGCAUACAUAUAUAUAUUGAUGCAAUAUUGUUGAAUUUUAAAUGGGAAUCUUGACCAAAAUGAAAAUGUCUGAAUGUGUUUACAAAAUUGUCUCACUAUGGCGUCACAAAACUUUGUGAAUAUUAACACUUCAAAAUUGUUUAAUGACCUGUAAGAGAUCUGUUCUUGUUGCACUUUGUAUAAAUCUCUGAACUUACUGAUAUUUUUAUGUUCUGUUUACUAAUGUUUGCACUUCUUUUACAUUUGAUCUUCUGGAUUUCGGGGAAACAAUGUUAAUUCAAUGUUUUGGGGAGAUUUCACAGUUCCACACGGCAUAAUGUAGCACCCUUUGUUUGUAAUAUUGGACUUGUGUUUUUAAUUAACAGUGACCAUGGCACAUUUCACACAAACCCAACACUUUUGUUACUGUGAUUGACUGAAUGAGUGAAGCAUUUUAAUAAAACACACCAAACUAAA